This is a messenger RNA of Conger conger (European conger), 3137 nucleotides long. RefSeq names its product PMS1 homolog 1, mismatch repair system component (gene pms1). Bases 159 to 2900 code for a protein of 913 amino acids. Gene Ontology annotation, biological process: mismatch repair. Lineage: Eukaryota; Metazoa; Chordata; Actinopteri; Anguilliformes; Congridae. Gene Ontology annotation, molecular function: ATP hydrolysis activity; ATP-dependent DNA damage sensor activity; mismatched DNA binding. Gene Ontology annotation, cellular component: MutLalpha complex. The record is from RefSeq and is a predicted model, not a curated record. The transcript is spliced from 13 exons.
GUUUUGUUGAACGUGAAUGAAAUAUGUCAGCGCGUCCGGUACGGUCUGCAGGAGUACCGAAUAAUCCCGCCAGUGUAUACUAACUGCUGUUAACAUCUGUUCAUUUGAGUGAGCCAUGCUUUUAAGAGUUAUACGUUAAGUGGCCGAAGGUGGCAGAAAUGAAGCCCCUUCCCUCGGAGACAAUUCGGCUGCUGUCCAGCUCACAGGUCAUAACAUCUGUGCUCAAUGUUGUCAAGGAAUUGUUGGAGAACUCUUUAGAUGCCGGAGCUGCAAGCGUUGACGUGAAACUGGAGAACUAUGGACUGGAUCGCAUAGAGGUGAGGGAUAAUGGCUGUGGAAUCAAAGCAGAAGAUGCCCCUGUGAUGGCUGUGAUGCACUACACCUCCAAGAUCUCCAGCCACCAGGAUCUGGAACACCUGGAGACCUACGGCUUUCGGGGAGAAGCACUGGGGUCCAUCUGCGCUGUGGCAGAGGUCGUUCUCACCACAAAGACGGCCGACCAGGACAUCAGCACUCAGUACACUCUGGACCUCACUGGAAAGGUCAUCUCCCAGAAGCCCUCUCACCUUGGCCAAGGUACCACAGUGUGCGUGAUGAAGCUUUUCCGGAACCUGCCGGUGAGGAGGCAGUUCUAUUCCAAUACUAAGAAGUGUAAGGAGAAGCUGAAGAAGGUGCAGGACUUGUUGAUGGCCUAUGCUAUUAUCAAACCAGAGCUAAGAGUCACAUUCACUCACAACAAGGCGGUGGUCUGGCAGAAACCCAGGGUGUCCGAUCACAGGAGGGCCCUCUUGGCAGCGCUGGGAACAGUGCCCACAGCCAACCUGCUCCCCCUCCAACAUCGCCACCAGCAGCCGCAGAUUGCAAUAGAUGGAUACUUUCCAAAACCAGGCUCGGAUGCUUCUGUAAUGAGCUCCAGUAAUUCUGACAGAACAUUUAUUUUUGUGAAUGACCGACCCAUUCAUCACAAAGAUAUUCUGAAGGUGGUCAGACAGCAGUACAGUUCACAGCACACUGGGGACUCUACUCGCUAUCCUACAAUGAUGAUGUCCAUCACCAUUCCUGCAUCCGCGAUUGACGUGAACCUCACACCUGACAAAACUCAAGUGAUGCUCCAUGACAAAGAAGCUGUGCUCUCUGUAGUUGAGGCCAUGCUCAUGAAACUAUAUGGCUCAGAGACAAACUCUGAAUCUGCACCCCCAGAUGAUGCUAUGCCCCCCGGGAGUAGGAAUCCCUCUGUCCAGGUCUCUGUUGUGGAUGAAAAUGGAGGUACAGUUCCAGCUACAGAGUCUGUAAUCACUCAACAGAACACCACCUUGACUGAGCCCUCCUCUUGCUGUGCUGAAGUCCCUCCACCAGGAAGACCAGAUCUUUCCUCCACAAUGCACAGCGAACCAGCCUGUGAAUCAUCUCUGAACCACUCGGCAAACACAAGCUCCUCAUCAUCUUUGGAAGAUUGGGUGAUAAACAAGAGCUUGUGCGAGCUCGACACAAAUCUCCCCUUGGUGAAUGAAGACGUUCUCUUCACCUGUGCCGGCCUAACGGACCAGGCGACUCCAGCUGGUCCAGGAAGCCUGGAGGACUUGGGCAGCGGCGUUGCAGGGAUUUCGGCUGAAAGCUGGAGCACUGGUCGAGCUUUCAGAGAUAGUGACAUAGGAGAACCUCUGGAACCAGUGAAGAUCCACCAGUCUGCUGAAUCUGUCAGAGAAACUGAAAUGGAAUCCAAGAAGAGCCCCUGCAAAAAGACGCUGUCCAAUGCAGUGACUGAGAAAAUGACCAAGCUCACAGCCUACGACCUCAUCAGCAACCGUGCCGUGCGGCAGCCAAUGUCUGCAAGUGCCAUAUUCCAACAGGAAGUCAGACCCACAAUCCUCCUGGAGAACCCGAAGGCGAGCCUAAAGGAAGUCACCCUUGCUAUGGAGGAGCAAUGGAAAAACCUCAAGGAGGAAGACAGGCAGAAGUACGAGGAGAGAGCGGAGAAGGACGCAAGCCGAUACGACCUCCAAAGCAAACGGGUGUCGGAGCGAGGCGCACGGCCGGCGGAGCAGGAGAGGCGGUCCCCGGCCCUCAAACGCAAGGCCCCGCUCUCCAACCAGAGCAUCCUGGACCAGCUGUUCUCGUCCCAGCCGGCGAGGAAGAGGAGCCCGGCCAAGCCCAGCAGGAGGCUCCCCUUCAGUCUGGCGGCCCUGAGGGGUCGCCUCGGCCUCCCCUCCUGGGAGAACGGCCCCGACCCCCAGCCUCUCAGGCUUGUGGAGCGGCUGCCGUCUCACGGGGCCUGGGUGGUGACGUGUGGCGGAAAGCUCUCGUUGUUCAGCCCAUCUCGGGUGGAGGAGGCCUUGCUGUUCAAUCAGCUGUUGGAGAGGAAUGUGCUUCCAACAGCACCCCUAGAGGCCCCAAUACUGUUAACAGAUGGUGUCCUUGGUGGAGAAGAGUACACCAGUGCACUCUGUAGCAUGGAGAAAGAGAGUCCAGGAACCAGUGGAGAAACCUACUUCUCAGAUCCACGUCUUCUGUCAAACGGAUUUCAGAUUCGGCUGACCGCAGGGUCCGCCUCCGCUGAGAGUCGUUUGGAAGUUACAGGAAUAGCAGACGGCGUGCCCUUCCUUGGUGUUGCAGACCUGAAGGAAAUUUUGACAGCCGUAGUGGAGAGGAAUGCUACGUCUGUGAGAGAGACCAGGCCUCUCAAAGUCAUCAGCUACCUUCAGGGGGAGGCUGUGAGACAGAUUCGGCGGCUCCCUCUCAGCCUCUCUGCAGAGGAGGUGACGGACACUCUGUCCAGAAUGGAAGAGCAGCUGGGGGCCGGCAGCCAGACCUGUAUCCACGGACGCCCUUUCUUCCACCAUUUAAUUGACAUCCCCAAAGCAAAACAGGACGCCCUUCAGAUCCUGUCCAACACUCCAUAAAAUCACAAAACAUGCUGCUCUCUCGGGGGUGGGGAAUGCUAUACUACAGAUAUUAAGCUGUUUUUUGUUCUAUAUUAAACCAGCAUUAAAUUUAAAAUGUUUUUUUUUUCUGUCAGUACCUCAAAUUCUGUUUUUCUUUUACAAAAUGUCUUCCUCUACUACUACUUUAUAUGUAAGUGUUUGUGUUUGUAAAGAAAAUAUAUACAUGGUUCAUAAAUAAAUUGGCUGGUGUAUGUA